Orbicella faveolata is the source of this 3213-nucleotide messenger RNA. Its product is annotated as GPI inositol-deacylase-like. The record is from RefSeq and is a predicted model, not a curated record. Lineage: Eukaryota; Metazoa; Cnidaria; Anthozoa; Scleractinia; Merulinidae.
GCUGUUUCCUAGAAUUAACUGUAGUUUUUUUUUUUAGCCAAUGAGAAGACAGAUGGUGACUACAAUGUAUAAUGAUUUUAACUAUUAACAACAUCCAACUAAAAUUCUGAGGAGCUCCGCUUUUAGGCCUGGCUAAAUCUGUGUAUUAAAUAAUAUACCUGUGUGCAGUCCUGUGUGUACUGUGUACUUCAAACUGAGGCGUAAUGUCUUCGUACAUCUCAAAGACGCAACACUUGCUGUUAAUCAUAUGGCUUGCUGUCUUCGCCGCAUUUGCUUUGAUAGGUUUUCGAGAUUUCCUUACGAACUUGGAGGAGAACAGGUGUGAUAUGACAUGGAUGUACGAAUGGCCGCGGUACAUAAAAGUGCCUCUGUGGAAAGGAACAGCAAAACGUUUUCCAAAGUAUGCCUUAUACCUUUAUGGAGAAGGAGAAUAUGCAGAUAGAUCUAAAGGUCUUCGGUUGUCCGGAAUCCCCGUUCUUUUUAUUCCCGGCAGUGCAGGAAGUUACAAGCAAGCUCGAUCACUUGCGUCAGUAGCGUUAAGGAAGGCAGAAAGUCUGACAUCUAAAGUCCAUUUUAAUUACUUUACGGCUGAUUUAGAUGAAUCGCUGUCUGGCUUAUUUGGAGGUGUAUUGUAUGAACAAACUGAAUUUAUAAGAGUUUGUGUGACACGGAUCCUCUGGUUAUACAUGUAUGAGAAGAUCAAAAAUCCACCAACAUCUGUUGUACUUGUAGGGCAUUCAAUGGGUGGUUUGAUUGCAAGAGGUUUGUUUACGUUGCCAAAGUUUGAUCCAAGUGUUGUUCAUACAAUCAUUACCUUUGGAACACCUCAUUGCCAUCCUGUCCUGUCCCUUGAUCCACAGUUGGCGGACUAUUAUGAAACAGUAAACAGUUUUUGGAAAAGUCAAGCAUUUAGUAAUGAUACUGAAGCAAGAUUGAAGAAUAUAACUCUAGUGUCAGUGAGUGGUGGACUCAGAGAUGUGUUGGUGCGAUCAAGUCCCUCUUCCAUGAACCAUUUAGCUUCACAGUCGCAAGCUAUCAGUCUUGUGACAACUUCUGUACCAAAAGCAUGGCUCAGUGUUGACCACCUGUGCCUAUGCUGGUGUCGACAACUAGUGCUAGUGACUAACCGUGCAUUAUUUGAUAUGAUUGAUCCAAGGAAGGGACAAAUAAUGGAAAAUAAGCAACAUAGAAUGAAAAUUUUUGAGCAUUACUUUGUCAAGAAUCCAGGACAAUCAGCAGUUACUCUCAGUAAUACUAGCAAUGUACUCAUAAAAAGAACAGAUAAGGAUUUUAGUCUAGUUGUUUUGCAUAAGAGGCUGUGGAGAUUCAAAGGAAGUGGCAAAACUGUAAAUGAACAAAACCUUUUUCUAUUUUCUAAAGAUGAAUGGUCUGCAACACAUGAUUAUUUAAUGAUAAUCACAACCAUCGACUCUGACCAGUGGUUAUAUGGGUGUCAGGAGGUUUCUGGUCAAGCUUGUACUAACAUUUCAAGCUUAUCUCACCUUGCAGAGGUACUUCCUUGGGGUAGCUCAACAAUGAAGUAUGCAAAGCUUGAGCUCAAUCAUUUUCCAGAAAUACCAUAUUUUGCUGUUAGUAUACCCGAUUCAAGAAAAUCCACCAUUGUUUGGUCGGAGUAUCAAUCAUCCAGCGGCACAGAGUAUGAUGUGGAAUUACCAGGAGUGUUAUCUAAAAGGUCAAAGGUUCUUGAUAUUGCUUCUGAUUCUCUUUUUGCCAACAUAACUUUAAAAUCUGUAGUAAAGAGUUGGAAGGUGUACAUUUUUGACAUUGAACCCAUAGACUGUGAUACCAGAAGGUCAGUGUUGAUAGCAAGAAUUCAUGUACCCUGGUUCAAUGAAGAUGUGUACAAUUUCUCAAGCAAUGGUUCAACAAAACUUGUAUUAAAAUUACAUCACCCAAAGCCAAAAGGAAACAAACACCAUGUCCAGAUGCAUCUGUGGUUAGAUCCGAAGUGUUCAUAUAGAGUGAGUGCUCAAUAUGACUUUUAUCAAACACUUGGCCAGAUAUACAGAUUUUAUGCGGUACAGCUCUUUUGUUGGACAUUUGCAAUUGUAUUGCUAGUGUUUGCAUGGCAGCUCUCAUCAAUCAGCAUUGAACAACAGUGUGAGUCAUUCUUCAGUCUGAUUUCAAAUGUGUCAAAGAGCCUCAGAGGUCUGCUUCUGGUUGCACAAAGUCAUUUCUUUGUCUCACAAUUUGUUCUUGCAUUUUUUUUACUGAAUGGUGAGAGUGGCCAACAUAGCUGGCUUCCGAACAUUGAUGACUUGAAGACCUUUAUUUGGUUGCUGCCACUGGUUCUAAUCAUAUCAACAGCUGUAAUUAUUGUCAUUGCUUUAUUUGUGUGGACUGGCCUGUUUGUAAGGUUUGGUGGUUUAAUUUUAAGUCAUUUGAAAUUGUCACUUUAUGUGCAAACUGGAAUUGGAGUUAAGGACUGGAUAUGUGGAACUGUCAUCAUUAUAAUAUCACUUCUUUUCUGUGGAACUUUGAGCCUUAUUUUGAUCUUCAUUUUGUGUCUUUGGAGAACUUGGAAAUAUGCCGCUCUUGUUAAGAUAUGCAAGAGUCAAUUACCUAAGCAGAGAAACCAUAGGCAGAUAACCAUAAUAGAAAGCCUGGAAAACUUUGGCUUGACUUUGUGUGUGCUGAUUUUGCUACUGAUCAUUAUUAAUUUCCCAGCGUUGGUAGUCUGGGCAAAAAACUUGACAUUUUCUUACCAUCUUCAUUCAGAUCACACCACUUUAAUUUCAAUUAUUAUUGGUGUAAACAUGAUUGGAUUUCAGCCACUGAUAAAGGUUCCUUGUUCUCUGGUGUACCUGUGCUUUGUAACAAGUAUUGCUAUGACACAAGCUGCAAUCAUCCCUCUGCACAUGAUACCCUAUACUGUUUGCUUUCUUUUUACUGUGUUAAAUGUGUCUCAGUUUUUUGGUAGAUUUAAAAGGCAGAAAGAAGAUUGAAGCAACAGACAACACUAUAAACAGUUUUAUUAGUAAAAGACUACAGAUAUGCAAUAUUUAAUUCUCAAUUUCCUUUUGUAUUAUUUUUGCUUUUGUUAUGACUACAUGUAUUGUUAUUGAAACCCUUCUAUAAGGAAGUGUCAUAAAGUUAUACCUGUAUAUCGCUAUAGGAACCCAGAUGUAAUGCUAGCUGUUGACAUAUGAUUACCCAACCAAAGAGAAUUUACAUUUUGACAAUCCAAAUGAA